Molecule: messenger RNA, 679 nt
Organism: Bactrocera latifrons
Lineage: Eukaryota; Metazoa; Arthropoda; Insecta; Diptera; Tephritidae
Exons: 3
Coding region: 1-678 (225 amino acids)
Source: RefSeq, a predicted model, not a curated record
AUGAAAUCGCUAAGGCAACAAAUUGUCUGGUGCGUACUGCCCACCUGCCUCCUUUGGAUUUUCCACCAACUGGCGCUUAGUCAGGCUUAUCUGCGCAGCGUACGCAUCGAGGAGAUACCAUUUAGUCUGGCCGAUAGCGCCGAUGAAKCGCUUCAAAAGGAAGGCCGCUUAUUCGGRCCGAGCUUAGAGGCARAAGAGCGAGGCAUACUAGCGAAAUCUGGACUAGAACARCGGCGCGGCUUCUUCCAUCUCUUCAAUAUUCCAUAUAUAGUUUGCUUCUUUGCCGCCAAAGGCAAAUGGCCCUUUAUACCGACCUUCAUGCAAGGACGUGUCGAUGCAACGGCCAGGACAUUUUUCAAACAAAACGAUAGCGCYAUAAAGCAGUUUUGCCAAAAGUGGAUACAGAUAAAGCAGUGUUUCAGACCACUUUUCGCAACUACAAGCCCCAGCGAUGUUGAGCAGCUUGAUCCACUACGCUCCACACCUUGCACUUGCGCUAACUCGAACGAACCGAUUGUUUACUUCGAUCGCGAUCACAUUGGCAAUGUAAGCCGUGACACGAUCCUGAGUACCAUUGAGUUUCUAGAAACUUUUCUGGUUCCACCAGUGUCGCCCACGAAGAAGUCGAAAAAGAAAAAUCGCGUACGUAGUCGCGUGGAUGAAAUGGAUAUUGAAUGAA